This is a messenger RNA of Pseudopipra pipra, 2684 nucleotides long. RefSeq names its product N-acyl phosphatidylethanolamine phospholipase D (gene NAPEPLD). The transcript is spliced from 5 exons. Gene Ontology annotation, cellular component: membrane-bounded organelle; cytoplasm. Lineage: Eukaryota; Metazoa; Chordata; Aves; Passeriformes; Pipridae. The coding region runs from base 244 to 1659 and encodes 471 amino acids. Gene Ontology annotation, molecular function: zinc ion binding; N-acylphosphatidylethanolamine-specific phospholipase D activity. Gene Ontology annotation, biological process: N-acylphosphatidylethanolamine metabolic process; N-acylethanolamine metabolic process. The record is from RefSeq and is a predicted model, not a curated record.
CGGAACGCUUCCCUUUUCCGGUGCCGACGAGCAGCCCGGCCUGCAGCGGCGGGACGAGCCGGCAGCCCUCACGCUGUCCCGCCGUGGCUCCGGGACACCUCAGCGCGGGCCCUCCCACCGCCAUCUUGUGAAGGCGCUGCCGGGCCGGGCCCGGGAGCGGCGCCUCUCCACGGCGAGGGGCCGGGCUGUGUGGAGCCUCUGCCCGCCACAGUAAGGGCUGGGCGCUGUGCAGCCCUGCCGGCCAUGGUGAGGCGCAGGACGCUGUGGAGCUGGUUCCUGCAGAUCGCCGCGCUACCGUCGGCGGCGGGUUGGUCAGGUGGGACGCCGCAGCCGUUCAGCAGCUCCUGCUGGAGAGCCGCGGAGCCGUGCAAGGGGUGGAGCGGCACCAUGGAGGAGGAGGAGGAGGAGGAGAAGAAGGGGGACGAGACUCCUCAGGGGCGGCAGCAGCAGCCGGGGAGUUCUUCUGAAAAAGAUAUGGAUAAGAACACAGAUGAAGAGCAGCCUUCAACGGCGUGUAACCAGUACCCUAAAGAAGCAGUGAAGAAACGUCAGAACUCAGGCCGUGGUUCCGGGAGCAGUGAUUCUUCCAGGACCUUCAGGAAAAGCUUCAGGCUGGACUACAGGUUAGAAGAGGAUGUAACUAAAUCAAAGAGAGGCAAAGAUGGGAGAUUUGCCAACCCAUGGCCAACAUGGAAAUCGCCAACCUUGCCGAAUGUUUUGAAAUGGUCCCUCAUGGAAAAAAAUAACAGCAAUGUGCCAGGCUCAGAGGAACUCGAUAAAGAGCUUCCAGUGUUGGAACCUUACUUUGUUCAAAAGCCAGAACUUGCUGGGAAGACAGGAGCUGGUAUGCGAGUCACGUGGCUGGGACAUGCCACUGUUAUGGUGGAAAUGGACGAACUUGUACUUCUUACUGACCCAAUCUUCAGCCAGCGAGCAUCCCCCAGUCAGCUGGUGGGUCCCAAGCGCUUCCGAAGGCCUCCGUGCACAGUGGCACAGCUCCCCAAAAUAGAUGCAGUGUUGAUCAGCCACACCCACUACGAUCACUUGGACUACAACACUGUGACGAGUCUGAACGAACGCUUUGGGAGUGAGCUGCGCUGGUUUGUGCCACUGGGGCUCCUGCAGUGGAUGCAGAGAUGUGGCUGUGAGAAUGUCAUUGAACUGGACUGGUGGGAAGAGAACUGUGUCCCUGGUCAUGACGCCGUGACUUUUGUCUUCACCCCUUCGCAACACUGGUGCAAAAGGACUGUGAGAGAUGAUAACAAGGUUCUCUGGGGCAGCUGGUCUGUCUUGGGUCCUUGGAAUAGGUUUUUCUUUGCAGGAGAUACCGGAUAUUGUUUAGCUUUUGAACAGAUAGGUAAAAGGUUUGGACCUUUCGAUCUUGCAGCCAUCCCCAUUGGAGCUUAUGAGCCAAGGUGGUUUAUGAAAUACCAGCAUGUGGAUCCUGAAGAAGCAGUAAGAAUCCAUAUUGACGUUCAAGCAAAGAAGUCAGUAGCAAUUCACUGGGGGACCUUUGCUUUAGCAAAUGAGUAUUACUUAGAUCCUCCGGCUAAACUGAAUGAAGCUCUUGAAAGAUACGGCUUGAAAAAAGAUGACUUCUUCCUCUUAAACCAUGGAGAAUCACGGGACCUGGGUACAAAUGACAUGUUUGAAAACUGAAACCGUAGCAGUUCCUUGUAAGCCCAGUUUGAUCUGAACUAGCAAUUAACAGUACAAAUACUAAUAUGAUGAAUUUACACAGUGCAUUUUUUAGAUUGAAUUGGAUUUCUAGGUGCCAGGUUUUAGAACUAAAACUUGCAUACCAAUUUCAUGGUAAGUUUUUCAGUCUCAGCACUAAAGCUUGCAUACCAAUUUCAUGACAAAUUUACUAGUUAUAUCAUUUAUAAAUUUUGAGAGGUCAUCUAAAAGUGGUUAAUAUAAAAGGUGUUGCCUGGGAUUAACUUGCAGUUUCAACUCUGAUGUGUACCACUGAUAAAAAUUUUUAUUUUUACACUCUUCAUUUUACCUGCAACAGCAAUAAUAACCUCAGCACAGGACAUAUUCUUAGGAUUAAUGGCUGACUUGAAUUAAUCAUUGUUAGACUGUCAUCUCCCACUUGUUAGUCUUCAGGUUCUGCCCUGUACCUUGAUAGCUUCCCUGUAUGUUUUGUGGGGUGGAGUCUUCCAUUACAGCUGUGUUGUUAAAGCACAAGCACAGUACAAUUGUUUUACUGAGUGCUUCUUCAUUUUCAUAUAUCGAUGAACCACAAAAACUGAAUUUUACAGUGAUCAAAGAAAUGUGCCUUUUAAAGAGAGAGAUAAUUUAAUAUUGCACCAUGGAUGUGUAAAACUAACUGCUGGCCAGAGUUAUCUGCACACUUUCAUUGUUUGGUCGAUGUUUUAAGUUAGGUCGAAUGUGUCAAAUGAAGCGCAUGAAAUGGAACAAUCCCUUAAUGGCGCUUGUCUUUGCAUUGACUCAGCCUUUUUCUAAGUUGGUUUUUUUUUCUUUUUAAGUGAAAAGUCUGAAGCAAGGGCUGUGGUAUUUUUUCUUAUAGCUUCCCUAUAAUUUUAAAGUCGAAUGAGAGAUUACAACAUUGUUCAGUAUUAUAAAACUUGGCUAAAUGUGUCUGUAUCAAAUUGCCGUGCUAAUUUACAGAAUUAAAGCCUAUUGUUGCCAAUAAAAAGGGUUGUUAUUCUCCUUCAUAA